CAAUGAAAAGUAAAGAUAUGGAUGCUCCUCCACUUAAUGAAGAUGAAUUAAAUGAAAUUUACAAUUGGGUUGAUACUGUACCAUUAUCUAGACCUAAGAAACAUAUAGGUAGAGAUUUUGCAGAUGGAGUUUUAAUUGCGGAAAUUAUUUAACAUUAUGUUCCUUCAAUAAUUGAUAUUCAUAACUAUAGUUUAGCUCAUUCUGUUUAAUAAAAAUAAUAUAAUUGGAAUACUUUGAAUGCAAAGGUACUAUAUAUUAUGAUUUAUAGGUGUUUAGAAAAAUGGGAUUCUAAAUUACCUAGAAAGAUAUUGAUGCAGUUAUUUAAGUAAUCCCUGAAGCUAUAGAGAGAAUCUUAAAAGUAAUUUAAGUGAAAUUAGAUAUGUUUUUGGAGCAUUCAGAAUAAAAUUAAGUUCAAAAAUAAGAGAAGCCAAAUGAAAUUUCAAAAAAUUAAAAUUAAGUUAACAAUACAAAACCAGUUCUCAACAAUAAAUAACAUGAUAAAGAUUUAGUUAUUUAAGAUUAAAAGGAAACUAUAGAAAUACUUGAACUUAAAAUAUAGAAACUAGAAUAAUUAGUGAAAUUAAAAGAUAGUAAAAUUUAAUAGUUAACUUAAAAACUAUAAUAAGCAGGAAUAAAAUGA
Paramecium primaurelia is the source of this 640-nucleotide messenger RNA. Lineage: Eukaryota; Ciliophora; Oligohymenophorea; Peniculida; Parameciidae. The record is from the annotation of a GenBank genome assembly.